UGGGUCAGUCUCUCUCAUCUCAUGCCUAGCUAUCUGGGAACCCUGCAAUUCCUUCGCCUCUUCCUGCCAUCCUACAGCAUUUAUUAUCCUCUUGCUAGCUCCUAGACAUUUGCCAUUCUCCUACCACCAUCCUAGUCUUGUCACUCUCUCUCUCUAGCUUCUUUGUAGUUUAUAGUCUGUAAACACAACACCUAUGGAAAUCAUAACCCACUCAUGACCUAAUAAUCACCCAAAAGCUUCUAUUUAUUCCACCAUUCCACACCAUCUCCUUUUCAUUCGCCACUCUAGUCCACCACCUAUCUCUGUCUCCCUUUCCCAGUAUCAACCCUUCCUCGUUCUUCCAAAACGCUCUUCACCUAAACUUUAAUUCUCAGCAGAAGAAAGACUCUCUUCAUAUUGGUUGUCUUGAUCUUCCCGUGCCUGCUCCGUUGAGCUUAAAUGGCAACCAUCUUUCCUGAUCUCUCACUCCACAUCAGUCCACCAGCGAUCUCCGUAGACGGAAGCUCGGUGACGGGGGUUUUCUUUGGGGAAGCAGCGACGUCCAUCUCCGGCAGAAGCGAGGGCGACAUGGGCCAUGAUCAAGCCUUCUUGCACCACGACCAAGGUCGGGAGUUCGACCAUGCCGAACCGACGCUGAGCCUAGGGCUGGAGGCGCCGGGGUCAAGUGUCGCUGAUCGCCAUGACCUACACCACCGCGAUCACCACCACCAUCAUCACCAUGACCAACUUCGUCACCCUCAGACCUAUGGAUUUAAGAGGAACUCACGAUCGGCUCAAGGAGGGAAGAGGAGCGUCAGGGCUCCAAGAAUGAGGUGGACUACCACCCUCCACGCUCAUUUUGUCCAUGCGGUGGAGCUCCUCGGCGGCCACGAGAGAGCUACGCCAAAAUCGGUCUUGGAGCUGAUGAACGUGAAGGACCUCACGCUAGCUCAUGUAAAGAGCCAUCUGCAGAUGUAUAGAACAGUGAAGAGCACUGACAGGGGAGCGGCAGGCCAAGGUCAGGCAGAAAUGUGCUUCAACCAGAGGAGAGGGAUGGAGGAAGUGGAGGGAGGACUGUCAUUUGAUAAAGCUGGGAAUGAGAUCACCCCUCCUUGUAGUUCCCUCAGCACGCCAACCCCACCAACACCACAAUCCAAGUCUCCUAGAAAGCUAAAUCCAUCUGGAGAGGGGUGUGCUUGGAACAUUGCACGCUUGCUAAACAAUGACAAUAAGGUACUACUGAUGGAGGAUCAACCACAAGAACUGAGACCAACUCUGGUGCCACCCUCCAUGCCUCCCCGGAUGCCUAACCUUGAAAUCACAUUGGGCCGCCAGAGUUGGCAGAUGCCGUACGCUGAAACUUCAAACGAGAUGACUCUUCUCAGGUGUUUGUGAAGUUAGGAGGUGUCCAACUACAUCAUUUUUCAUGUCGACGAAAAAUGGAAAGAGAAAAAGGAAAGAAAGAGAAGAAAUCCUGCUGUUUUUGAGCUUUCAUCGAGGCUGGAGAACUUAGUGAUGUGGAUGUAAAAUACUUUGGAUAGCAUUUGAGUCGACUACCGUGUGCUGCGAAUGCUGGUUGGAGAUUGCGCAGAUCAUUUUGAAAACAUUUCACAUCCCAAAUAGUAGAAAAAAGAUCUUCCAGAUUAAUCUGCGGAUUUCCGAUUACCAACAGAAGUCAAACCUCCUACCCUACAAGAAGACGACAGAAGUCAACCUUCCAAUUCGCUGACGCAGUCAUCGUUCAGCCGCAGGUUCCGAAAAAGAAAAGCCCACAGAAAAACGAUGCAGGAUUGAACUUCCGAUAUCAUAUCCAUGAGAAAAGUAGAUCAUGGAAAAGAAGACUGUGGGCGAGUGAGAGCACACAGAAGGAACAGCGAAAGGCAAGCAGCAUAUCGUGUCCCUUGGUUUUCCUCCUGAAGCCGAGAGCUCUUUUUAUACAAGAGCUCUCCAGCUUGUUUCUAGCUCAGGUCUCUCGUCUGCUACCUUGGCCAUGUCGAGCUUGAUAGAGAUUUGGGGUGCAGGGCUCGAAAAGCUUCGCAAGAAACGCCAUGAAGGCGUCUUCUCGUCCGGGGGUCGAGGCAGCGUCAAGAAAGAGGGGGAGACAUCUCUUCUUGGCUUCCCACGCCUGAGUCAGGCCGUGAAAAGCAAGUUGCUGCAGCAAUCAGAGGAAUGCAUCGACUCCGAAACCACUCUGUCGAUUCUUGUAGAUUGCUUUGGCCUUUAGAUUCAGUUCUUGAGGCAUGUUCAGCUAACAAAAGUUUUGUAUGCAUGUAUCUGUCUCAGUACGCUCCCGUAUGUACUCAUGCUGUUAUAUUGGCGAACAUUUGCAAUCAUCCGAUCUCUUUCUCUGCAGAA
Molecule: messenger RNA, 2334 nt
Organism: Musa acuminata AAA Group (dessert banana)
Lineage: Eukaryota; Viridiplantae; Streptophyta; Magnoliopsida; Zingiberales; Musaceae
Product: probable transcription factor KAN4
Exons: 6
Coding region: 439-1374 (311 amino acids)
Biological process (GO): regulation of DNA-templated transcription; abaxial cell fate specification
Molecular function (GO): transcription cis-regulatory region binding
Source: RefSeq, a predicted model, not a curated record